Molecule: messenger RNA, 1086 nt
Organism: Aspergillus pseudonomiae
Lineage: Eukaryota; Fungi; Ascomycota; Eurotiomycetes; Eurotiales; Aspergillaceae
Product: ABC transporter substrate-binding protein
Exons: 1
Coding region: 1-1086 (361 amino acids)
Source: RefSeq, a predicted model, not a curated record
AUGGGCCGAUCAUACGUUCAAAUUGGUGCCCUUGCCCCCCUCAGCCGGCCGGGCUGGAUCGAUGCUGGGAGGCACUUGCUUGCGGGGCUCGACCUGGCCAUCGAAGAGGUUAAUAGAGCUGGCGGCAUCGCUGGAAGGCCACUUAAGCUGGUAGUCAGGGACACAGCGGCUGACCCCCAAAAGGCCACAGCCGCUGUAGACGAACUCGCUAGCCUGGGCGUUGUCGCCUUGGUGGGUGAGUACCACAGCGUCGUCGCCCGCGCCGCCGCCGUGAGGGCUGAUGCUAUCGGCUUGCCAUAUCUCUGUUCGUCUGCCGUCCUCGAUAAUCUCACUGAGCAGCCAACAAACUGGGUAGCGCGCCUCGCCCCCGCCCAGUCCAAGAGCUGGCAGGCCUACGCCGACUUCCUUUUGGCCAUGUCUCAUAACAACAUCGCCAUAGUUGCCGACCCCACGAGUGUCUACUGGGCAUCCGGAAUUAGGAUUCUACGGGAGCAUUUCGCUCCCCGCGGCGGCACGGUCAUCGAGUUCAACAUACGCGAACUCGGGCCUGGUGACAUAUGCGAUGAACUCGCUCGGCAAGAUGGACGUGUCACAGCUCUCCUUCUUCUAGUCGGCUUGCCAGAACCAGCGGCUGCUAUCGUCAAGGCCGUCAGGCAUGAUCAACGCCUCGCUGGACUCAUAAUGGGUGCUCCAGCUGGACAACCGGAGUUCGCCGAGUGGGCAAGGUUGCUUGGCAACGAUGGCGCUGCCAUACCUUUCCUCCGUUACCUACCCGAGCGGCUCAGCCCGCUAGGGGCUCGUAUUGAGACCGCACUCUGCCAGAAGUUGGGUGAGAUGCCCUCCUUCGUCGCCUUCGAAGGCUACGACACGAUCACUAUCCUCACUGACAUCUUACGCUUUCAUGGAACGAACCGGAUGCACACUGCCCCAUCAUGGGGACGCGUCUUCAUUGAAGGGACCCGUGGUCCGAUCAGUUUCUCCCGCAUCCCAGGCAUCAAUGUGUGGCAAUGGGCGUGGCCGUCAGUCCAAGUCGUCGACCGGGACCCUGCACACCCCACACGCUUCCGGACCCUUCAUACUGCCUGA